Piliocolobus tephrosceles (Ugandan red Colobus) is the source of this 1222-nucleotide messenger RNA. It is a transcript of the gene TMEM150B, whose product is annotated as transmembrane protein 150B. The transcript is spliced from 7 exons. Gene Ontology annotation, cellular component: plasma membrane. The record is from RefSeq and is a predicted model, not a curated record. Lineage: Eukaryota; Metazoa; Chordata; Mammalia; Primates; Cercopithecidae. Bases 201 to 902 code for a protein of 233 amino acids.
AAGGGGAAGGGUGAGAGGAAGGAGAAGGAGAGCGGAGGGCAGGAGGCGGGGUCAUCAGGGCUCCGUAUCUCACAGACCAGAAACAGAAGCUGCACCCAGAGAGCAGGCGGACCUGAGGCCCUCGCUCUUGGGUACCCGAGUAGGUGUGAGAGAGACGGGUGUCCUGCCUCAGCCCCGCUCCUUCACCUGCAGAGCCCGGCAUGUGGGGCUACCUGUCGCUGAUGCCCAUCUUCCUAGCUGUCUGGGCUAUCUCUGGCGUCUGGAUCGUUUUUGCCAUUGCAGUGACCAACAAGACUGUGGACCUCAGCAGAGGCUUUCCCUACAUCAGCAUCUGCGGAUCCUUCCCCCCUCAGAGCUGCAUCUUCAGCCAGGUGCUCAAUAUGGGAGCUGCUCUGGCCGCGUGGAUCUGCAUUAUCCGUUACCACCAGCUCCGGGACUGGGGCGUCGGAAGGUGGCCUAACCAGCUGAUCCUAUGGACGGGUCUUCUCUGUGCCCUGGGCACCUCCGUGGUAGGCAAUUUCCAGGAAAAGAACCAGCGGCCCACGCACUUGGCAGGGGCCUUCCUUGCCUUCAUCUUGGGUAAUGUCUACUUCUGGCUGCAGCUCCUCCUGUGGAGGCUGAAGAGCCUGCCCCAGCCCGGGGCUCCCUGGAUCGGGCCACUCCGUCUGGGCCUCUGUAGCUUCUGCACCAUCCUCAUUGUGGCCAUGAUCGUCCUCCACGUCUGCUCGCUGCGCAGCGUCUCUGCGGCCUGCGAGUGGGCGGUGGCCAUGCUGCUGUUCGCGCUCUUCGGUCUCUUCGCCGUUGACUUCUCCGCCCUGGAGAGCUGCACCCUGUGUGUCCAACCGUGGCCCAGCCUCAGCCCCCCGCCGGCCUCCCCCAUCUCCCUGCCGGCCCAGCUGUAGCAGCCACCCUGACCUGGGCCUCGCCCUCACCAGUGAAGCAGGAAAGAUGGGGCCAAUCUCGGUGCCCCGCACGCAGCAAGAUGAGCCACUGGGGAUCUCUCCAACCGGCUGGGGCUGCCGCUGACUGACCUGGAGCCGGAGGACCCGUGUGCCGGCGCGGAGGGCCUCUGAAGGGCUGGUGGCAGCCAGCAUCCCCGUCCCCGCCUUCGGGCCCUGCCCCUGCAAUUGGGCACCCAGGAAGCGAGAGGCCAAGGCCAGCCAGCUGUCCCUGAUCAAGGCUAUUUAUUAUUAUUAUUAUCUUUUUUUUUUUUUUUUUGCCG